Messenger RNA from Schistosoma guineensis, 600 nucleotides. NCBI's taxonomy places the organism in Eukaryota, Metazoa, Platyhelminthes, Trematoda, Strigeidida, Schistosomatidae. The record is from the annotation of a GenBank genome assembly.
AUGAUAAUUAUAAGCAUCAUUGACAAUGAUGAUAAUGGUGAUAAUGAUGAUGAUGUUACAAGCUAUACAUCAUCGAAUAAUUCAUCUGAAACAAAAUUAAUCAAAUCAUCACAACAUAGAACAAAGUCACGUAGAUCAGUUAGCGCUGAUACAAGAAGAGAUAUCAAUGAUGCUAAAAGUAAUAGAUCAAAACAAUCAGUAAUGAAUAAUAACAAUCAAAUAUCAUUAUUAAUGAAUAGACGACAAUAUAUUGUUAAGCCAAUAGUUGGCACAAAUAACAUUAGGAAUUAUUAUCGAAAUAAUUAUUAUUCAUGUUCGGAUAGUUAUGAAAAUGAUCAUAAUGGUAUAAUGAAUGAUACAAUAAUGGGUAAAAAACAUCUUAUCACUACAUUACAACAUGCUAAUGACACAGAUAAUUAUGUACCAAAAGCUGAAGAAGAUAGUUUUCAAGAUAGAUCAUUUUCUAUUAUAAAUGAAAAGAGUCGGUUGAAUAAUUCAAAUGGGUUGAUUUCAUCAGAUCAAGAAAACGGUAAGAGGAUGUUGAUGAUGAUGAUGAUGAUGAUGAUGAUGAUGACGAUGAUGAUGAUGAUGAUGAUGUAA